AGCGAUGGACUCAAAGGUUUGUUUGAAUUGACCCCUUCACAGAUUCAAAAGCUCAAACAAUACGGAAACUCAAAGGUCAAAGUGGCUGUUCUUCUGUCAACAUUUUCUGUUACGUGUGCGUAUGUGUUAGCGUGUUGGGUCAAAGCGAACCAAGUGAAGGAUGAAAAUGUGCUGUGCAUAUUUUCUGUUGACUGUAGAACGCGCUUGGAUCCUCCAAUUCCAGCCACGUAUUUUGGAAACUGCGUUAAAGGAGAAUUCGUUGUGGCUUUGACUAAGGAGUUGAUUGGAAAAGAUGGGUUCAUUUGUGCUUUGGAGAGGAUAGUUGAGGCUUUGAAUAGGGUGAAGGAAGAGGGAGUUUUGAAUGGAGCAGAAAAAUGGGUUUCGAGUAUGCAUGACCCUUGGGAGGGUAGAAUUAUUUCUACUGUUGGGUCUCCGUUGUUUGAGGUUUAUAGCAUUGAUUUUGGGUGGGGAAGGCCAAAGAAGGUGGAUAUGUUAUCCACAGACAAAACAGGAGCAUUUUCUCUCAGUGAAAGUAGGGAUAUCAGUGGAGGAAUUGAGAUUGGAUUGCUGUUAAGUAAAAGUGAGAUGGAAGAUUUUACUUCCCUUUUUCUUCAAGGACUUGAUUCCCUUUAGAAAAUUGCAACCUUUCCGUCUAGUUAUGAUGGAUGCAGCACUUUUCCCACUCAUAAGAGCAAAUAUCUAUGUACCCACUUU
Molecule: messenger RNA, 714 nt
Organism: Vigna umbellata (rice bean)
Lineage: Eukaryota; Viridiplantae; Streptophyta; Magnoliopsida; Fabales; Fabaceae
Source: RefSeq, a predicted model, not a curated record